AUGGAGUCUACUGGAAAACCUGGAAUGGUACACGUCUCAGAGAAAACCGUUAGUUUCUUAAAUGACGGGUACUUGUUAGAAGACGGAGAAGAUGUUAUGGGAUUAAGGACAUACUUUAUCUUGGGCCGAAAAACCGACAAAACUCCAUCCUAUAGUGGAUCGUUUCGAGCCGAAGGUCGCCAGAAGUACGCCAACUCUCUCCAGCUUUUCAUCUCGCCUCCUUCCAACUCUUCUUCCUCACCUCCUUCUCGGCCUCGCGUCUUAUCCUGUGAUACUUCCUCAAAUUACAUAAAACCACAACAACAAACGCAACAUUUACUCUCCCCCGAUGUGUGUAAAAUAAAAGCGAGCAGUUUACCAAGUAUUUUAGAUCUAGAAAGCGACGAUGCUAUCUGCACUAGCCCGAACAACAACGACUCUUCCUGUACCGAUGAUAUUAAAACUCCAACUAGUACGGCUAGUUCUGGAAAGUACGCCGUGAAAUUAAAGAACUGGAAAAUGCCGAAAUUUAUGAGGAAAUUGUCUGAUCAGAAGCAGGAUUUGGAAGUGGAUGUGUUUACUGUUUCGCCUCUGCCGCCGACCGAAGAUGGAUACCAACAAUUAGGCAGUUCCUUUCUAAUACACCUACUGGACAAAGCACGUAAAACUUCUGUUCCUAGAGAUGAGGCAUGUGUUCCUUGUCUCGAGAAGUUAUCGUCGGCUAGCUCGUUCCCUGCACUUCCGUUAUGUCCGGGUACACACAUUAAGGUUCCUACGAUCAUCGAAGCAACCGUUAAUGGCAAUAAAGAUUACAUACCAAAGACAGACGUAGAAGAUUCGUUGAAAGACAAUAUCGAUAUAAAAUCCUAUAUAAGCCAGUCCCGAAGCGAUAUCGGUCAGUUUGAUUAUUCCUCCAACUGUGAAUUCAUCAGGAGCGGAAGCUAUAGAUCACAAUAUGGUAGAUCUCCGGUAUCGGAUCUCCAGUAUUUACACCGAAGUGGAAGCAGUCGAUCUAGACGAGAUCGAUCCAACUCUUACGAAUUCAGAAAUGUUACAUCGAGUCUCUGGAUAUUACACAGCUAG
This is a messenger RNA of Diabrotica balteata, 1062 nucleotides long. The record is from the annotation of a GenBank genome assembly. Lineage: Eukaryota; Metazoa; Arthropoda; Insecta; Coleoptera; Chrysomelidae.